GAUGGCAUGUCAGAAGGCAUUGUCUGAGCCGGGAUUUUGAACGUCCAUUGCACAACGGUUGUACUGUGAAUUAUAAAACAGUUUAAGAGUCUUUUAAGUCUUAAUUUAUUUUGCAGGCGGGACAGAGGUUGGAUCGAUUGCUGUCAGGCUACCUACAAGUUCUUUUUCUUUGGGUAAUGCUUUAAUUUGUUCUGGGUAAUUUGCAAUGGGAAGGCACUUAUGCUGCAACCAACAGAAAGUGAAAAGAGGGUUAUGGUCUCCUGAGGAGGAUGAGAAGCUCAUGAAUUACAUAAACAAUAAUGGGCAUGGCUGCUGGAGCGAAGUUCCAGAGAAAUCAGGUCUCCAACGUUGUGGAAAAAGUUGCAGAUUAAGAUGGAUCAAUUACUUGAGACCUGAUAUCAGGCGAGGCAAUUUCACUCCUCAUGAAGAGAAGCUUAUCAUUCACCUGCACAAAAUGGUUGGAAAUAGGUGGGCAUACAUAGCCUCCCAUUUGCCAGGGAGGACAGAUAAUGAGAUAAAAAACUACUGGAAUUCUUGGAUAAAGAAGAAACUGGCCAAAGCUGAGAAAGCCUCAGUGACCGAGUCCUCAAAACAUAAGCUAUCACAAUUUAUGCCAAAGCAAUCUGCCAUUGACAAUAACAAGGAAAACCCACAUUAUACAGCUGUUGUUACUUCCAAUCAGUCAAGUACUACACUGCCUCAGAUGGAUUGUAUCUCUGUCAAGGAUCCAUCAAAUUGUAGAGAGCUGCUUCCUGGAUUGUGGAAUUGUAACAAUAACUCAGUCAGCAUUUCUGGAUUCAAUGUCAAUGUAGCCAGCAAAGGUACAAUGAGCAUUGACAAAUUUGUGCACCCAGAUUCAGAAAAAGGAGAUGCUAAGAACCAAAUCAAUAUUUUCAGUGAAUCUCCUUUCGGAUAUCCUGGAAAUAUGAUCAAUGAAAACCCUGAGUUGCAGUAUAGAAAAAACCUGCAAAAUUCAUCAUCCUAUGAUAAUGCAUUUCAUAGCUAUAGCUUGGACUCAAUUGCAGGAGAGUUUUGCUACAAUCAGAACUCAGUGAAUCCAAAUAUAACUCAGACAACAUCAUCAUCCGGAAAUGACUUGUUAAGAUGCGUGGAAAUGUCUCCAAAUUAUCUUCAUGAUGAAAUGUCUGAUCCUGCUACUACAGUGUGGGGAUCUAGUACAAGUUCUAAUGUUGUGGGUUCUUUGAAGUGUCUAGAUAAUGAAGGAACUGGGAAGUGUUGCAGCUAUGUGCCUCAUAUCUAUGAUGAAGAAUCUAUAGCUGGUAAUGCGAUGAUUGAAGAAAGCAAUGCAAUGGAGAGGAGAUCUGAAUUCAGGAUUUAUGAUGAAAAUUCUACCUUUCAGAACAUAUUUGGUUAUGGGAAGCAAGAUUCUGAUCUAUUUACAGCCGUGCAAUGCUAUGGAUCAGAUAUUUCUCAUGUCCAAUUAUUUGAUUGAUAUUGAUUCUUCUGGAUAUUAGCGAUGCUAAUAGGAGUACUUUUGGGUUUAGGCUAAACCUGUGUGCAGUUACAGUGUUUGUGCAUGGCAUUCAGCGUUGAAUAGCAGCACGGUAACCAAAUCUGAUUCUGAGAACAUAAUUUUUACCCACGUGAACAAGCAGUACCUUGAACAUAGCUGUCAAAAACAGCAGUGUGGAUGAUUAUUAUGUUUGUGUGAUUUAAUAAAAAUAAUCCUCCAAUUAAAGGAUUUUUUUGGUGUUUGA
Molecule: messenger RNA, 1718 nt
Organism: Cryptomeria japonica (Japanese cedar)
Lineage: Eukaryota; Viridiplantae; Streptophyta; Pinopsida; Cupressales; Cupressaceae
Product: transcription factor MYB15
Exons: 3
Coding region: 206-1453 (415 amino acids)
Source: RefSeq, a predicted model, not a curated record